CAGUGUUCCUGAUUAGGCACCGCUUGGCAUGCCAGAGAAACGUCACAGCUUAAGCACCUGGGACGAAUCUGGCAGGGAGAUGGAUCUGACACUACACGUUUACAGCUCUGUUUUGCAGGCACUCUCCCUUUUCUCAGCCAGUGCACUGCUGACUGGAAUAACUUCCCCUUCAGCAACAUGUGCUGAGCGGUGGAGAAAGAUUUGAGAGGUGUUUUUCCUGGGUUUGAUUUCUGGGAGGGGGAAGAGGUGAAGUUAUUUUUGGAAAGGAGGGGGAAAUAACAAAAGUUUAAAGAGAGUUUCCCAGCAGGUUCCAAAAGAGAGAGCUCCGUGUCCUGAAGGAGAAGCAUUUCCUUGCGAGAUUGCUGUAAUACUUUGGAGUAAAAUGCCCCAUGCACGUCCCAGGACCCAAAGUCCAAUCCCAGAGGUGACAUGGGACUCUGGGCUCAAGGAGAUGAAUGAGACCUGGAAGGGAGCGAUUGCCUGCCUAGGAGUAGCCGUCUUCUUCGUGAUGACCAUUGGGAUUAUCUACUGGCAAGUGGUGGACCAGCCAAACAAGAACUGGAUCCUGAGAGGGAGCAUCAGUGGUCUCGUCUGGGAGCGGAGGUCUCCCUCCCUCAUCCUGCAGACGCUGAGCGAGGAGAAGACCCUGGUGGAGAUCACGGUGGGCAACUUCCCAGACAUGGAGCAGCCCUUUGUGAAGAACUUGUGCUGGCUGAACAAGACUGAGUUCUGCUAUACCUGGGAUGCGAUGGCGGAUUUGGCCAUCUCCCUCGAACCUGGGCCCUCCAUCAGCACAGAGUGCUACAGCAUCAGCUGGACUCCUCUACGCUGCAAGGUGACACUAAAGGAUUGUUUUUCAAUGACUAAUGUCUCCUGGUACGGAGGAGCAAGCAUCAAAGCCCAACGCUGGCCUUUGAACACUGUGAAUACAAAGUCCCAGUCAUUUGUUAUCAGCAACCUUCCCCAAAAUCCCUCUGGCUAUGGACCUGUCUUAGAAAAAUAUUUUUUGGGAUCAACAGGGGUGACAGUGACAGUUGCACCAGACAUCCCCAUCUCCCUCUCAGUGGAGAGCAACAAGCACUUCUGUCUUGAGAGCCCUUCCAGUAUAGAUAUGGUCCCCCUACAGUACAUGGUGUGCAUCAGUCCAAACCUCACGUCUGCCCACCAAGAAGUGGGGAGCCAGCUCUCAGAGCAGGAGAGGAGGCUGCCAAACACUGACAUACUAGGGUUUCCAGUCUGGAGGCAUUUCAAAGCAGCGGAUUCUGCUGCUAAAACUGAGCGAGGAUUAAGGUCUUUCUACAACAGGCUGAAAAGACAUAAUCUCGGGGAUGGACUAAUUGCACUCAGCGAACAUUCCACAAUGUUACUUUCCGGUGAGGACCAGAUGCACUUGCCCAUGGCUAGCAGGAAGAUGCGUGCUCUGAGACACACCAGAGACCUCUCAUUAAUUACAUCUCUGAAGUUUUCCAUAACUCUGACUCCCUAUACAAGCAUUAACUCCCAGCUAUUUCUGAUGUCUCUGCAAGAGGGCAAAGAAAAUUACUGGCUGAGCCUCCAGUCAAAAUUCGACAGCCAUGCGACUCCUCUGCUUAUCAAGUGGAAAGGGCAGUUUUCCGUUCAGCUGAAUGUGACCAAUGAUGCUGCAAGAAGCUGGUACCUGGAUAGGGUGAGCCUCUUGUGGCAGAGACUGGGAGCACAGUACAUAACGUUUGAAGGUGCAGAAGGAAACACCUUUACGGAGCAGGCAAUCCAGCCGCCCAGCGACUUGGAAGGGGAUAAAUACAUCAGCAUUUUUGCACUAAUGGCAGCUACGCUGGGAAAUUCGACAAUAAUCAGUGCUGGCACAAGAUCUAAUCAUCUGCCACUCUUCAUUCAAAUGACUCCUCUCCAGUCGGACUGGAGCUAUGCUGGUUUGAAGGGAAUUAUACCAUCUGUGCUUCACUACAGUCUUCUUGGCUACAACUUUUUCAUUCCGGAUGCAGUAGGAGGGACCCUGGCAAAUGAGUUUCUGACUGAAGAGGAGCUGUAUAUACGCUGGCUACAGAUUGUGACAUUUCUUCCAGUGAUGUCCUUCAGCACACCGCCAUGGGUCUGCUGUGACGACUGGGUCCUGAAUCUCACUAGGCAAUACAUACGGAGGCAUCAAGAUUUUGUUGUGCCCCUCAUUAUAAAAUUCAGCAAGGAAUGGCUCUCGUGGGGGUAUCCCAUCUUCCGGCCACUGUGGUGGGUCAGUCCCAAUGACCCAGUCACCUUCACUGUAGAUGACGAAUUCCUCAUUGGAGACGAGGUACUGAUUGCCCCAAUAACAGAACCAGGGUGCGUUCAGAGAGACAUCUACCUGCCUGGGGAAGGCCACACGUGGAUGGACACCAACACCGCCCAGGUGUUCGAUGGAGGAACUUUCAUCAGGAACUACUCAGUCAGUCUUACGGAGGUGCCGGUUUUUGUAAAAGCCUCCUAGAUUCAGUCUGUCCCAGCUCUUAAGAGUCACCUACUUCCCAGAUGAGUGAUGCUGACAAGACAAACUCCCUUCCAUUUCAGACAUUUGCACUUUUCCAGGAACUCUUUUUUCCCCCCCAUACAAGUGUUUCAGUCUUUUACUGUGAUUUGUUACCAUUCUGAAAUAGUGAAUUACUGCAGGAGCUUGGGUACAAGAAGUACACCCAUGUGCCCAGGAGAACAUCUACUGAGGUCUGUCAGGUUCAUCUGGCCCAAUCCUGGUUAUCUACCAGGAAAGUCUCAGAUAAACUUUUUGCCCCUUCUUUUUCCUUCUCUCCCGCUGCCCAUGCCCUCUCUGUACUAUUUAUUUGAAAACUGGAUCCCUUAAACUCCAUUCAUCUGAAGAAGUGGGUUGUGCCCACGAAAGCUCAUGAUACCAUCUACGUUUUUUUAGUCUCUAAGGUUCUGCAAGACUAUUAGAUGUUUUUUAAGUUUUUCUGAUAAACUAGUAGUGAAAGAGAGACUCCCUCAAAGUCACAGACUAAUGAGAAAAACAGAUGGAUUCAAUGUCUGCUAAAAAUAUUCCUCUCUUUGGGGGGAAAUAUCAUUAAAGCAAAGAGGAAGCCCUAACAGAGCCAGGUCUGGACAGACAGCAGGACUAGCUGCCUUGAAAAGAAACAGUCUUGGCUGACCAGAUCUAGCUGUCUGCAGGAGCCAGUGAAACACAAUUGCAUCAUUACCUGCCUCUACAGACCGCAACUUAUAGUCUGGGAAAAUUGCAACAUCCAGGGCUGGAUUUGGUGUCAAUGUUUUUGUCUAGGAAAAAGUCAGUUCUCAUUAGACAAAACUUGCAGAAAGAAGAGGGCAAGGAAAGCUGUUCUGUGAUGGGGCUGUAGGUCACAUAUGUCAGACGUCUUCUCCAUUCCUGAUGGAUGAUUAUUUGGAUUAUUUGCAUUGUGUGGUUUUAGAGACUAUCCUGUCUGCUGCUUUUUGCCCUGGCUUUCUCAUCUCAGAGUGCCUCCUCCCAUGGAUUGGGCACAUCCUCAAACUGACAUCAGCUUUUGUUUAUUUUUGGAAAUAAGCAGCCUCUUUGAAACCUGUGGAUCUGAGUAUUAUAAAGCAGCUGAGACUCACUAUGUGGAGGGCGUUUUUAGGAUGACAGCACUUAUGACAUUCAAAAGGUUCUAGGAGGCUACAAAGACAAGAUUAUGUUCUGUGCCUUAAGGUGCACAUCAGUUCUUAGCAGCUGCAGAGACUGGACGUACAUGGUGUUAGCCUAGCUGGAGGGAAGGAUCAGCUUCCAAAUGAAUUCAAAUGACCUUAUCAAGGGGAGCAUAUGUAUCGAGGGGGGGG
Pelodiscus sinensis (Chinese soft-shelled turtle) is the source of this 3792-nucleotide messenger RNA. Its product is annotated as SITS-binding protein-like. NCBI's taxonomy places the organism in Eukaryota, Metazoa, Chordata, Testudines, Trionychidae. The record is from RefSeq and is a predicted model, not a curated record.